UGAUAUUCAAUCAGCAAACUCUCCUCCAGUUGCAAAAAAUUGGCUACGCCGGAGCUACUCCACUCCGCCGCCGAGAUUCUCUUCGGCGAGUAUUUUUCCCUCUCUUCAUUUAUCUGUAUUCGCAUCUCCAUUUUGUUAUGAUUCGUGCCUGUGUUUCAGAUAUUCCAUUCGAGUAGAUGUGUGUUUCAGCAUUCGGCUAUUGGGAAAUUCGUUGUUGAGGAUUUUUUUCAGAUCUUUCUGAUUUUCAAUUAAAAUCAUUUUCAUGAAAAGAAAAAAAUUCUCUCUCACCGACCGACCAAUUGCGUUCUGCAUUUUAGUUCACAAUUUUUUUUAUCUUGCUUUUAGUUUCAAUUAUAGAUCAAUUGAAGCUUUCUUUGGAUAAACAAUAAUUUAUUCAUACUUUAUUUCCACGUUUUGUUGUGAUUUAUCCAGCUCAAUUAAGAAAUUAGAUCCGAAUCAGAUGUGGCUGGGCCUCGGUUUGCUGAUUUUGAGCUGGAAUUUAUUGAGAAUCAUAUACUCAAAUCGAGUUUGCAAGAUCGAUCCUGCACUCUGAUAAUAUGAUCACCGACAACGACGAUCUGUUGAUCGAGAUCCUCCUCUGGCUGCCUGCUAAAUCCCUCAUCAGAUUCAAAUUGGUGAGCAAGAAAUGGUCCGACUUGAUCUCGAGCCAUCAUUUCUCCGAACAGCAUACUCUGCAGCAGCGCCACAGACGCCGUGAUUCAAAGUUGAGGCCUUCCCUCCUCCUCCAUCUCGCAGAGGCAUCAAGCUACUUGUAUCUUCACAGCAGUCCCAAUGGUGAAAAGUUGGUGCCAUAUGCUUUCUCCUCGGCUCUAGCUUCUCCAACUAUACGGAGCUUCUCCAACGGCCUCUUUCUGCUCCAGUGCCGCAAUGUCGAGAGCCCUUUUGAGGUUUGUCACGUCUACAAUCCAGCCACAAAGCAGUCCAAAAAGAUCUUGCUCAACGUGGAUCGCAUGUAUAGAAGUGUUUUGGGGCUCAACUUGGUAUUCGAUCCCCUGAAAUCGCCUCAUUACAAGAUUAUCUGCAUCAAGUCUACUCCGAGGAGAUCAUUCAGCCUCUGCCGGAGCUGGUGGAGGCGCUGCCAGAUUGAGGUGUACGAGUCUGAAACGAGCACCUGGAAGGUUUGUGGUGAACCUUUUCUGGCUCCACGAGAACUGGUGUUUGAUCACGGGAUAGAGUGGAAAGAUUGCAUCCACUGGUGUGGGGUCUUCUUUGAUCUUCAAGAGUGUAGUAUUGGACAGCAUCCAGAAAUUGUGGUUCCCGGGGAUGCUGAAACGGGGGGUUUCCUCCAGAAGCACGUAGAGUCCAACGGCUUUUUGCAUAAUGUUGCUCACUUCCCCACAAAGAAAUCUGUAAUGGUCUUUGAACUGCAACGCGACUACUCUGAGUGGUCGUUGAAGUAUCACAUUAAUCUCGAUGGAGCUUCGGGGCCACUGUCCGUGCUGAGUUACAUCAGGGGGGAAAGCGAAAAGGAAGAAGAUAGCAAGUUGGUGCUUCAUGAACCGGGCAAGAUUAAGUUUUACGCGCUGCAAGAGAAUUGCGUGAAGGGGCUCGUAGAUUUCGAAGGGAAGGAGUUUUACCAAGUGGGACAGGCUCAAUCCACUGUGAACCGUAGUUUUCAAGUCAUUGAGACUCUAGCUUCUGUUUGAUUCGGUAGGUUUCAAAGUUAUGUUUUUCAUGUUUCUUGAUCUCACUACAUAUGGUUUUCUUUGUUUAUUUAUGUAUUGGGAAUUCUUUUACCUCCCAAAGUUUGUGAUUCAUGUCUUGGGCACAACACAUGAAUCUUACACAAAA
This is a messenger RNA of Salvia splendens (bonfire salvia), 1812 nucleotides long. RefSeq names its product F-box protein At5g07610. The record is from RefSeq and is a predicted model, not a curated record. The transcript has 2 exons. NCBI's taxonomy places the organism in Eukaryota, Viridiplantae, Streptophyta, Magnoliopsida, Lamiales, Lamiaceae. Gene Ontology annotation, molecular function: protein binding. The coding region runs from base 558 to 1667 and encodes 369 amino acids.